CAGAGCCCGCAGUAUUCACCAGCACCAGAUCUUCCCAAGUCGAACAUCCUGCCUCUCUCCAUCGCUCCAGUCUAUUAACAUGAAGUUCGGUGCCGCCCUGUUGUCUGCCGCGCUCGCGGGCUCGGCUAUGGCUGAUAGCUUUGCCUGGGAGCGUCUGAACAAAAACGACUCUCUCCUCGUCAUCCUGGAUCUCCAGGAAGGUCUCUACAGCCUCGCUCGCGACUGGGACGCCACUCUCUACCGGGACAGCAUGAUGGCCCACGCGAGCCUCGGCAAGGUCUUCGACAUCCCCGUCGUCAUGAGCACCUCGGCCGAGACUGGCCCGAACGGCCCUCUGCCGAACGAGAUCUUGGAGAUGUACCCCAACGCGCCCCUGAUCAAGCGUCAGGGCGAGGUCGACGCCUGGGACAACGAAGACUUCCGCAAGGCCGUCAAGGCUUCCGGCAAGAAGCAGAUCAUCAUCGCCGGUAUUGUGACCGAUGUUUGCACCGCCUUCCUGGCUCGGUCUCUCCGCGCCGAGGGCUACUCCGUCUGGGCCAACCUAGAAGCCAGCGGCACCACCACCAAGGAAAUCCGCGACAUCUCCAACGACCAGCUCAUCCGCGCCGGCGUGAACGUGGUCAGCCUCUUCUCCAUCGUGUGCGAUCUCAUGCGCGACUGGCGCAAGACCCCCGGCGCCAAGGAGCUGCUCCCUUACCUGGACCGCUACCUGCCCGCCUACGGCAUGGUGGCGCGCGCCCACCGCGCCGCCAUCGCCAACGGGACCCUGUUCCCCGGUGAGGAUAUCCUUCCUUGAAGGUAGGUAGGUAGUCAGGCAGUCAGUCAGCUCGCUGGGGGAAGGAAGGAGUGAGGGGG
Molecule: messenger RNA, 855 nt
Organism: Chaetomium strumarium
Lineage: Eukaryota; Fungi; Ascomycota; Sordariomycetes; Sordariales; Chaetomiaceae
Product: isochorismatase
Exons: 4
Coding region: 80-796 (238 amino acids)
Source: RefSeq, a predicted model, not a curated record